UACAAUGCCCACUUGUCUCCUUCCCCGGAUCACUGCUCCACUCGAAGACCAGCGGAUCACAUGCUCUUCAUCCAUAAUCCCACCAUACCUACCAGGACUGAGGAUGUUUACCGCUCCGCUGCAGACAAUCCCUUUUCCAUCAUCUUCUAUGGUUUCCCAUUGACCGCUGCUCUGUUCUUUUUUCUCAUCACUACUUCAUCUCUUCGCCUUUUUCCACUCAGUCCCAGCUAAAUUGCUCCUCUGUUUCAUCUCUCUCUCUCUCUCUUUUUUUAAUUAGAUUUGCAGCUUGUCAACACACUUUCUUAACACUUUGUUUUCGUUUUCGACUUUUGUGUAUCGGAUUUUUUCUUUCAAUCAAACAUAAAUCAGAUUGUAGAUUUUUUUCGGUUGUUAAUCCACUUACUGACAGAUUAUUGAUCUGGGUCGUGCUCGGUUUCCUCAUUUUCUUUUGAAUGCCAAAGCUCGUGGAAGCUGAAGAUGGAUCUGAGACCGACCCUGAUGCAUUCAAGAUCCGUAUAGUUCAUUUCUGCCAACAACAUUUCGCAAUACUCAUUAACCGGUCGGGUCAUUUCGUCGCCCCAAUGAAACGAUCGCUCCGACCCUUCUUCAGCAUUUUGCUGCUCGUUGUCUUCGUCGCCACGCUUGUUUUCAGGAUUGCCAUUCUCCGGAGCUUCAGCUUCGUGUCUGAGCUGGAAGGGGACGUAUUGGUCCCGCUAUCGGCACCAGUCUUCAAUGCUACUUUGCUGAAAUACGCGGCAGUCGACAUAGGAGAAGCCAAGUUGAAGCAAGAGAUAGAACAGUUACUGGAAGGGAGCUUAGCGAGUCAGGGACGGCACCGGACUUUCUCAUCAUGGAGAAGAUUCAAUCACCAUGACCCAAGAGCUAAGUCCUCUUCUGGUUUACAGGUAAUGCUUCGGUCCCCGAAGUUCUAUCGGUACUGGUUAGAUUUUAGGAGGAAUUUGCAUGAUUGGGCUCGAAAGAAAAUAUUUCAACCUGAUAUAAUGAUGAACUUAGUUAGGCAAGUGAAGCAUCCCAUUGAUAGGCACAAUGGGCUGGUAAAGGGUCUGGACCAGCGAUACUCGUCAUGUGCCGUGGUGGGGAAUAGUGGGAUUUUGUUGAAUAGUGAAUAUGGAGGGUUAAUUGAUAGUCAUGAAAUGGUAAUUCGAUUGAACAAUGCUAGAACUGAUAGAUUUGAACGAAAUGUGGGCUCAAAAACUAGUCUUUCUUUUGUAAAUAGCAAUAUAUUGCAUAUGUGUGGUAGGAGAGAAGGUUGCUUUUGCCACCCGUAUGGGAAGAAUGUGCCUAUGAUCAUGUACAUUUGCCAGCCAGUGCAUUUCUUGGAUUAUACGGUUUGCAAUUUGUCCCAUGAUGCGCCUUUGCUUAUCACAGAUCCAAGGUUCGAUUUGUUAUGUGCUAGGAUUGUGAAGUAUUACUCUUUGAAACGGUUUGCAGAGGAGACAGGAAAGUCCUUGGACGAAUGGGAAUCUAGUCAUGAAGGCGCCAUGUUCCAUUACUCUUCUGGGAUGCAAGCUGUUAUGCUAGCUUUGGGAAUUUGUGACAAAGUUAGCAUGUUUGGAUUUGGGAAGUUGGCUUCAGCUAAGCAUCAUUAUCAUACCAAUCAAAAGGCUGAGCUCACUUUACAUGAUUAUGAGGCCGAAUAUGCCUUCUACUGGGAUUUGGUGAGCAACCGACAUGCUGUGCCAUUCAUUUCUGACAAGUUCAACAUUCCUCCUCUGGUAAUUUAUUCGUGAAGAUCUUUUCUUAUACAUUUUUGCUUGAACUUGCUGUAUGCUUGUUGUACCUGUAGUCUUCCUCUAGAAAGUUUAAGGAACACCAGUUGUUAGAUGCAUUUGUUUCUUGUCUAGCCUUGUACUAUCAAAGAUGGUUUGAAGCAAUACAGAAUGUAAAGCUGGAACUAAAAGUAUUCUUUGGGCCUUUACUUGAAUUGAACUGAACUUCUUUUUCAUUUUCUUUGAAA
Carica papaya (papaya) is the source of this 1978-nucleotide messenger RNA. Its product is annotated as Glycosyltransferase family 29 (sialyltransferase) family protein. NCBI's taxonomy places the organism in Eukaryota, Viridiplantae, Streptophyta, Magnoliopsida, Brassicales, Caricaceae. The record is from RefSeq and is a predicted model, not a curated record. Gene Ontology annotation, molecular function: sialyltransferase activity.